Molecule: messenger RNA, 6474 nt
Organism: Leishmania braziliensis MHOM/BR/75/M2904
Lineage: Eukaryota; Euglenozoa; Kinetoplastea; Trypanosomatida; Trypanosomatidae
Exons: 1
Coding region: 1-6474 (2157 amino acids)
Biological process (GO): endosomal vesicle fusion; protein targeting to vacuole
Cellular component (GO): late endosome; HOPS complex
Source: RefSeq, a predicted model, not a curated record
AUGAAUGUCCGGGGCGACAGAGGGGUUCAUCAAGGCCCGAGCCCACAACGAGGAGAGGCAUUUACCUCCAUCCUUGAGACAACGUCGGAUGCUCUUUUCAAGACUUUCAAUCGAAACAAUCGCUCUGUGGAGAGCAACGAAGCAUGCGAGCGAGAGGAGAAGUGCAUUGUCGAGGACGCAUUGCGGCACUUGCCACAACUCGACGCGUUCUCGCUAUCGCCGAUGUCCACUCGGACCUCAAGACACGCCAAUGGUGCCCCACUCGCAACAACGUCUUUCUCCUCGCGUCCCCUUUCGCGUUCCAGCAGCUCGUACACUCUGGCAGCUGACGAAGAAGCGCUUCUGCUGCAGGAGCUGGUGAACAUCACCGCCGGCGCCGCACCGUUUAUCUCCACUACUGCCCAGGAGAAGCAGAACGCCGACGGCGCGGAAAAGAAGCCGGAUGAGCCCGGGAAGCUAUGGAGUCGCAGCAGUGCGACAGACACACAAGUACCAGCAGCUACCAACACACUAAACGGUGGUGCUGCAUCUACCUCACCACCAGUGUCAGUAAGCAACGUCGAUGCCACUUCUUCGGCUGCGUCCUCCUUACAUCCCGUCACACAAGGUGGCAAAGGCGCGAGCUCGUCAAAACGAAGUCGCGCUGUGCCCCCUCCCCCAUUUUCCAAGGCGACGGUGCUGAAAGAAGAGCAGGAUAUCCUCGAAGCCAUUCUCGCCGCUGUGGAGGGCCAGCAAUCAAGCGUAAGUGGUGAUCUGCUGGGCGAAACGUCGUCUGCAGAGGCCACUGGAGCGACGGCACGGGCUGCGGACAGCAGUGGAGUCAGUGAUGAGGAGCUAGAUGCGGUGGACCUGGUCUUGGAGCAGGCGAAAGAGCUGGCCUCCUCGUCCGUGCAGUGCGAGACUCAAUGGGACAAGUCGGUACUGCACGUUCACGAGCACAUUGCGCUUCGCCACAAACUGGCGGGCCUGCGAAAAACAGUCGGGGCACCGACCUGUGUAGCCCUUGCAGAGCUGUUCGGCACAAGUACCACGGCACCGACACACUCAAGCGCCGCUUCACCAGGGACUCACACAGGAUUGCAGUCGCUCAGCUGUGCCAUAGGCACCACACUUGGCGUCGUCGUUCUCUUCGAUCACCGGUGGACCGUGCUGGGCACAUGUGGCUCUGUGGAAGCAAGCGUGGAGAACGCGCGUGGCGCCGUCGUCUCUCUGUCACUCUGCGUUUCGGCCCCUAGAUUUGGUGGGGCCGAUGAGGGGGGCGAUGGGCGAACGGCAGCCACCGGUCACGCUAGAGGCACAUUUGUUCUCUGGUCGCUGUACACGCUCACCCCUCUACGAGUUGUGUCAGACGAGGCCAAGGUGCCGCUGCUGCGUGUGGUGCACCUGCAUCGUGAUCCGACACACAUUCUCGUCUUGGAGAGUAGUGGCGCCGUGAAGCUCUUCCACUUCUGGAAAGUGAUGGCCAAACACAUGUUGCGCGCCACUUCCAUCACCUCCGCUUCAGCGGCAGCGCCAAUCAGCGACAUGGACACGCUGCCGUGCCCUAGCAGCUUCUACAUGACCAAUUUGGGAACGGUGAAGCAGCACCUACCAUCUAGCGAUGGUGUGGAAAGCGAUUCAGACGUCGGUGGGCCGUGGCUUUGCGCACCCCCACCGCUCCCGCCAGCCGCCGGCGCCGCCGCGGCAGGCAUCUCGCGGACGGCGUGGUCCACCAUCGCUGGCAAGCAUUUUGUUGCUACAGUAAGCAAUGACGCAGCGCUGGUGUACCUUGUAGAGACCGGCUUGCAGGGCAGCGUCACAGGUGUGGCGCGCCACACACACGCACCCUCAUCCGGGCUCGGCAAUGAGCUGGUUCGCUUUGUCGUGGCGGAGCUAGGGACAGCGACUCCUCGGCUGUUGCUAUGCAUUUCGUGGAGUACCGAGGUGGAGCUGCUCUUGAUGAAUCUGCGCCUUCCAGAGCCGAGCGGCAGCCGGAGGACGGCGGCGAGGGAGCCGACGUUGGAGGGUCUGGAGCGGCUUGUCCUGUUCCGGGUGACGGCGCCGCUGGUACAGAUGGUGCCACUAGCGGGGUGCAGCAUGCUCCUGUGCGACCAAAACAAAGACGCUCAACUCAUGGACGCCUCGGUGGCCAUCGUGGCGGAGCGGCACCGCUUCGGCUCUCUUGAGUACGUCGGCUUUGCAAGCCGUCUAUGUGGUGUCAAGUACCACGGGACCGCUGCGUCGAACGGCGCCGCGGCCUUGCUCAUGGGCAAAGACCACGUUUACGGUAUUGCUCUGCGUUCGUGGCGAGAAAGGCUGUCCUCACUGCUGGCGCGCCGCCAGUUCACACAAGCGCUGGACCUCGCGAAAGGGUUUGCUGAAGAAGUGGCGCUUUCCACCGUUGGCCUAAGCAGCAACGUCGUGAACAGCCGCCGCCAACUCCAUCAAUUUAUGGAGCGCAUCCUCAUUGCAUACGUAGAGAGCCGUCUCCCUUCGUUGGUGACCACCGGCGUUACAGGGAAGCCCCCUGGCGCACAGUCAAAGCCGUGGACGGGAAACGGUGACCCGAGUAGCGGGGUUGAGUUCCUUCUGGAUAUGCUGCAGGAGAUUGCAUCGUACUGCAGCGCGGUCGACGGCUUGAAUUUGCUGUUUGGCCCCGUCGCCCUCGCGCUUCAGCAGCGGGGACUGCUUUCGCAUUUCUUAUACGUGAUGGAGCAGUGCAUCCGGCACGGCAUCAUCACCUACAUGCCAGAGCCGCUCAUUGAGCGAUUUAUUCACUUGUUCCUGGAUGAUACUGAGCUUUAUGCGGUGGAAGUAGCGCUGGGGGUGCGGCGGCGCGCAGCAGACGAGAGAAGGGAAGCGCAAGAAGACGCGCUCGAUGCAGGGCAGGAUGGCGAUUCAGCUGGGAAGACAAGCGGCAAGGAGCGUAUGGAACUCGCCCUCAUGUGCCUCGACACGGACUUUCCUAGUUUACUGCGAUUUGCGCAAGAGCACGGUUUGAUACGCCUCACUGUGACUAUCCUGUCGCUGCGGCAGCAACGCUAUGUCGAUGCCCUCGCGUACGCGCUGGAGGAGGAGCAGAGGAUAGACGAGGCCCAUCACGUGAAUGUCUGUGGCACAGACAUAUGCGUGCCACGGGUUGAAAAGCCUUGGCGUCCCUUUCACGCAGUCAACGUCGCCUCGGUGGCUGUUGACUUCGUCGAGUGCACCUUGAAAGGUGGCAGCCUUCUUCCAGGGGCCGAUCUUGCCAUCGAUGAACAGCGUCCUGCCAAGAAGGCGAUUCUCGAAUAUCUUCUACGGAGGACCUCCAGCGAUGACAGGACCGAGGGCAGCCGUGCGGGUGGUGCGGCACACAACCUCCUCCGCUUUUUGCGACGGCAACCGGAGCACGCCAUGCGUGUUCUCCUCUUUGCCCUCUCCGACGAAGGCCCAUCCAGUCCGUGGGGCGCAGCGGAUGGGCUCUCUCGUACCCAAUUCGUGUCUAGUGUGUACUUCCUCUUAACCGGGGGCUCGCGCACCCGGCCACGUCAUGCAACAGAGAGUGAGUUGCUGUCGUCGAGCGGUCAGCCGCAGGGUCCCCUGGAUCUUUUCCGUUUUGACGAUGAAACAUUGAGUCGACUGCCGGCCCUGCGGGUGCUGAAGGCGGCAGAGCUGGCUCAGCGCCCCUUCCCGCCCUACAUCGCCGUCCACACCUUCCUCUCCGGUGCUGCUAUCUUCAACGAACUUUUUCUCUCCACGGGCUCCGAGGAGCUCGUCAACGAUGAACUGGACCGACCCUCUGUGCGCUUCGACGUCUGGCUUGACCUGGUCAUCCAAGACGUGCUCUUUGCGUUUCAGUGCGCCGAGACAGUUGAGGAGCGGAGGCAGUUACAGGAGCACCUGCUCCGUGUCCUGAGCCCUGAUCUGGUUCCGUCGUAUCGUGUCGCUGUCUUUCAGCCGCACUUCACGCGGCUUCGCAUGGCGCGCUGCUUAGCCGCCCUCCUAUGCAAGGAGCAGCGAUAUGCAGAAGCGAUUGCAUGUUACAUCGACCCCAUGCAGAACCGCGUGGACACGCAGCUACAGUACGAUGUGUUUAAGAUGCUUCGUGGCGAGAUGCAGCACUUGCAAGACGUGAAGACGCGAAUUAUGAACCGCGCCCAGCAAGAGCUGAGUCGCAGUCACCGCUUUGGAAGCACCAUGCUCGACGAGGAUCGCGGCUGCGUGAGCGUAGGGGACAGCAGCAACCCCACGUUGUUGAGAAGCGGGUCGCCCAUGCUUGGGGUGGGCGGUGGCUUUGACGACGUCAGUGGGCAACAGCUCAGUAGGACAUCUUCGGUGACCUCCCCUACUGUUGCCGCGACAGACACGGCUCCCAUCGAUGCGGCCAUCAAGGCCCUUCAGCGAGCGGUGAUGAGUCAGGUGGAGUUGCUCGUCCGCAUUGACGCGACGGCGCUCGCGCAGUUCAUCUUUGACUACUUGCCCUCGAACCAACGCGAAGUGGUGCGGCUGCUUCGUGGGUCUAGCGCCGCCUUCCUGGACUACCUCGAUGAGUUGAUGAGCCAAGGGAACCAGGCAGUGGCAAACGAUAUGAACUUGCAGAAUACAUACAUCGAGCUUCUCUGUGCGCAUGCGCCGAAGCGUGUGCACACCUAUCUACAGGAAAAGGGCGACCGAGUCACCUACGAUGUGCAGCUAGCGCUGCGUGCCGUGCGCAAGCACCGUAUCGCUGACGCUUCCGUAUACUUGCUGAAAAAGGCGAUGAUGAUCGAGGACGCGAUAAUGGUGAUGCUGCGGGCAGUGCGCGAGCUGCUCGGCGCCCUUCGCGAAGAGGUUUUGACCAGCUUGGCCACAGCUGCGGAAACCAUGACUGAGGCACAGGGCGGUCAAAGCGGUGACGGAUCUACACUAGUGUUAACAAACACAACCGCUGCUGAUACAAGUGAAGCCGUAACACUGCGUGGACGCAAAGGGCACUCAGCUGACGGAAAGGAUGCCCCGCAACUGUCGUUCGAGGUCACCUCUUUGAACUCUGCGGCUGAACUGUGGCGCUUUGUUGCGAUUGGAGAGGAGCUCUGCAGCGAGUAUCAAGCGAACCGUGUUGGUGGUGGGGCAUUGGCCACUGGUGCCGCCACCACUCUUACAGUUGAGUCUUCGCGGCCUUUUCCUGCGGCAGGCCACGGCUCUCCCGGCGGCCCUCCGCAACGCCCCGAGUACUGGUUUCGAUUGCUCGAUGUUUUCAUGGUGCCGCGCCGGCUCUUGUGCGAGGUGAUGACGCAAGACGACCGGCUACGUGCUCUGGACACGGCGGCGCCGUCAGCUCGACCGGGCGCAAGCAGCGACCCCACAGGUAUGAGCAGCGAGCUGGAUGUCGCGGCUCACAUCGCUAUGGCGUCCCAUGGAGGCGCGACAGCUGCGUCACUGGGACAUCCACCCUCUGCUGUGGGGCCGCUGCCGCAGCACUUGCCGAAGUUGACCACACCUCUUAGCAGCGAGCAGAGACGGUGCGUCGAUGCGCUUGUCGCGGUCUACACCCAGUACACAUGCAGCAUCCUUCGAUCUAUGAUGUGCUCCAUCGACAUCUCUGUCGUGGUGGACAAGGUGGUGCAAGAGAACAAGGGCGAAUCCUUUCGCUCCUUGAAGCCCAUUAUUUUGGAUAUGAUGGCCUCCCUCACCUUCGACCUCGAGGCGAAUCGUCUGUGCGAGCUUGCGGCAGAGAGUGAUGCGGUGCUGUUGGGGCGUGAGCGCUAUCAGAUGCUGAACAUGGGGGUGGUGCCACAGUCGGACUGUUGUGCCUUGUGCCACAUUCAUCUCAGUCAGCUCCCGCUGCUGCUGCCAACGAAAGACGGGGUGAGUGCUGCUGCCGCGCCCGACCUCGUACCUUCGACAGUCUCCGUGUACAAGUGCGGUCACGCUUUCCACACGGUCUGCGCUGUGCAGGCGAUGAGGCCGCACCAGGGGUGCUGGGCGUGCGUGCAGAAGCGGUUUUCUUCUGCACAGUCAGAAGGACCUGAAGCUUAUAGUGGUGCUACUGGUGCGCGUGCCGCGUGGCCUUCCGCAAUCGGCGGUGCCACUGCCGAUCGCACUGGGCAUCGGGGCCAUGUCGCCACCCCUGUUCCCACCGUCGUCAUCCGACCAGGCGAGAUGACCCUCGAUGUGGCUCGCAUGCAGCGCAGGGUGCGUCAGACGAAGGUGAAGAUGGACCAUUCCGAGGACCUCUACCCGAUGUUCAAGUCGCUCCUGGCAUGGGACACAUCGUUGUCCGGCUAUCCGCUCGGCGAUGCCGAUGGGGCGACACUGGGAAAAUUGGGACUAGGGGAUACUGGCGAGAAAGAUGGACCCGGUGCAACAGGAGACGGGACAGGCAACGGGCUACUUGCGCCGUCUAUGCCCAUGCCCGCGCCGCUCGGCGAGAUGCACGAAUCCGUGACGAGAGCAAUGGCAACCGCGCAGGAUAAGGCCUUCAACGUCGACACCCUCACCGAUGCAGAGAUUCUAGAACUGUUUGGCGGAGUCUGA